AUGGCCGACACAGCGCGUCCGCCGGGCUCGUCGACGAACUCGAACGUUGGAGAUGAGAAGCACGCACAGGCCACAGCGGAGAGACUUCAAGAUGGUUCAGGCGCCACACCGAACGCAGGUACUGCUGCAGAGGGACCCUCUAGUGAAAGAACCAAGCCGGCGUUGAAACCAGGCACGUCGAACGGUGGUCCUGGUCUUUCGAAAUAUGUGCCGUCUUGGGUGGCAGCGAAUGUGAAUAAUCCGGCGUCAUGGAAGAUACUAUUUCGAUGCUGGCUCGCGUCUUGGGCUGCGUUCAUCCUUAUACUCCCGACGAAGAAUCUGACGGUGCUUGGAAAUGCUGCGUUUUUCACCGUUCUGUGCUCAUUCUUCAUGCCACCCAAUCUACCCAUCCAAACCUUCUUAUUCGCUAUGUCGACCAUGGUCAUCGGCGUCUGCCUAGGAUGGGCGUUCGGAGCAGCUGGUAUGGCGGCCGCGCUUGCGGCACGCAGCCAGACUCUCCUUGCUGCAGCCAUCCAGAAGACCGAAGCGAGUGCCGCGACCGCGACGAACCCAGAUGCCGUAUUUCAAGUCGCCGUUUUCGAGGGUGUAUUCUUGGACACGCGAUCGUCGGUGGUCAUGGGCGUCUUCCUUGGCGUCGGAACCUUCCUCUUCGCACUCAUACGCGCCUACAAACCUCAGUUCACUCUGAUGAGCGUCUUCGGAACUAUCGCUAUCGAUAUAUUUUGUACUAUCGGACCUCUUUUCCCGACAGGCUACUACACCAUCCCAGAGAUCAUUCUCCUACCAGUCGCGCAAUAUAUGGCCAUCGCCGUCUUCCUCAUCAUCUUCGUCUUCCCCGAGACGAUGAGCCAUGCGUAUUUGAAGACCGCGGUGAGCAUACUGGGGAUUGUGCAGACGAUAUUGGUCUUGCAGGAUGAAGUAUUGUCGUCGGACCCGCGCGAUAUUGAUAUGGAGUCUGCGUUGGUGAUGAAGUUAAGAGGUCUGCGCGAGGGGAUGGUCAGGCUUUAUUCUUCCUUGGGCCAGCGAUUCAAGUUGAUCAACAGCGAAUUCAGCUACGGUCGCUGGCACAGCACAGACGUCCAGGACCUCGAACAACCACUCCUCGGAAUCGUCGCUCGAAUCAACGGUCUCAUGAGUUUCGUCCGCUACAUCGGCCGCAAAUCUCACUUCUUCAACGAGAUGUCCGCAACUUCUCGAGACGACACGUCAACGCUCCACGGAUCCUCACACUCCCAUUCUCAAGGUGACUCGUACCUCCUCCGUCAACUCUAUGACCGCUCCACCGCCGCCGAAGAAAAAUUCCACGUCCGCCUCUCCGACGUCUUACCCUCCGUCCGGUCCGCCACCGCCGACCUGCGAGAAGGCUGCGCCGGAGCUGUAGGUAGCACCAAGGACAUGCUGGAGUUCAUUAACAAGACGAGAUGGAAGGGCGAGUCGAAGAAGGGCGAUGAGGGAAAUGAGGGGCUUGCGAGGAGGGAGAAGGAGUUGGAUGAGUGGGCGGAGAAGUUGAGGGGGGCGUUGGAGGAUUUUAAGGAGAGGAGGAGGUUGGAGCUUGUGGAGCCUUAUUCGGAGCUGAUUGAGUCGCAGGGACAAGGACAGUCGGUCCCGGCCGUAGCCCCCGCCACUGUCACUGCCGACGACGGCGAAGAUGAUCCCGCUGUGGAUAUGAAGAAAUCGUUCCUUCCCCUCCGCGGUCUCUUCGUCAGCUACGUCUUCGGAGCGUCCUUGAUCGCCGUCGCGGAUGUCAUAUUAGUGCUCGUAGACUUGGUGAGGUCCAAAGUGGCGAAGAGGAGGAGGAAUAGGCUGUGGGCCCCGAAGGGACUCAGGGCACUCGCGAAUGCGGUGGUGUUUGGGAGAAGUGGGGAGCAACUUGCGGAGACGCUUGGGGAGGAGGAUGCGAGGGAUACAAAAGAAAAGGGAGACGGCAUCGAUGAAGACGACGAGGCUUACGCGAAGGACCCGGACAGUAAACCGCCGCAGAACGGGUUCCAGAGGGUUAUGAACGCUUUCCAUGGGGUAUACGAGUGGACCGGGACGGCUGAGUUUUUGUUCUGCUUCAGGUAUACGCUGCUCUCUGUAGUGCUGUACCUUCCUGCUGUCUUCCCGAAGAGCGCUGAGUUUUACUAUGCCCAGAAGGGACUAUGGGCGCUCAUCAUGGCACAAACGACGCUGAACAUCUACGCCGGCGACCAAAUCUACAACUACGUUAUUCGUCUCCUGGGCACAUUUGUCGGUUUAAUCGUCGGUCUGUUGAUCUGGUAUAUAGGGAAUGCGAAGAGUAAUGGUAGUGCCUAUGGGAGUGCGGCUUCAAUGGCCGUAUUCCUCGUUCCUCUGGUCUUUGUUCGACUUUAUGCGCCGGUGCAAUAUUUACCUGGUGUCAUCAUUAUGAAUGCUACCGUUGUCCUCAUCGUCGGAUAUUCCUGGAUCGAUGGACACUUGGCCGUGUUCGAUCCACCGGGAAUCGGCUGGCCAAUCGCAUGGAGAAGAUGGGUGCUCGUCGUCAUCGGUUCGGCCGCCUCCUUCAUUAUCAUGAUGCUCCCACCCAAGUCAGGUCGCAAGGUCGUCCGCCUUCGGAACGCGGCUACCAUCAAUAAACUCGCGCAAACUUAUACGUUCCUCAUGUCUGCAUGGAUUCGAACUGAUUUUGAACGAACGGAGCAAGAUCGACGCGAGGAGAAUCCCAUAUCAGAAGACGCCAUAGCCGAAGGACAAGAUCCCGCGAAUGAAAAGCAGCUGAACAAUACUGGUGGCAGCUCAAUGCACAGCAAAGGACUCGACCCCAGGAAGUUCCCGAAUCAGUGGAAAGAACCAUUCAGGCAAAAAAUGGUCUCGGUUAUAAGUCAGUUGCAGGGGGUGUUGCAACAGACGGAAAUGGCGAGGUGGGAGGGAAAUUUGAGGGGGCAUUGGCCGCAUAAGGACUAUGUCCGGUUGGCGCAGGUACAGCUUGAGAUGACGGCGUGUAUGUCGCAGCUCGCCGGUGCUCUCUGGAAAAUGGACGACGAAUGGCGCGUUUCGCUGCUGCAUCACACCAACGUCCUCAAUCCGAACUUCAUCCAAGACGUUCUCACCACCUUCUCGCUAGUCUCGCAAUCCCUCCGCACCGGCGAACCGAUUCAUACCGUCCUACCACAGAACAUACUCGAGCGGCUCGUCUACCAUUACACGCCUGUGUAUCUCAGCGCAAUCCACUCUGGUGGCAAGAAUGCCGGCGAAGGGGUGAACCCUCCAAGGGGAGGAAUAAGGCAGAUAGAUUCGAGCGUAUUCAAGAGUUUGGAUUAUAUGUAUUAUUCGGCGGCGAUCGUGGCGGUGUUUCAGAUACUUGAGUGCGUCGAUGAGCUGCACAGUAUUACUAGGAGGCUCUGUGGAGAGGUUCCAUUCGUAGGGUUCCAUGAGUGGCGAGGUACCCAUCAGCGAGCUCAUGAUCCUACAGCCGCACGGUCGUCAUGAACGUACUGCUGCGCCUUUACAGCCUCGACUC
This is a messenger RNA of Stereum hirsutum FP-91666 SS1, 3478 nucleotides long. RefSeq lists its product as uncharacterized. The record is from RefSeq and is a predicted model, not a curated record. Lineage: Eukaryota; Fungi; Basidiomycota; Agaricomycetes; Russulales; Stereaceae. Bases 1 to 3447 code for a protein of 1148 amino acids. The transcript is spliced from 20 exons.